GUAUCCGCCACACUACUGCCUCAUUUACUUCUAAUAAAAGAAAGACACGUUGUGCCACUGCACAAACACAACCUGUUUCAAAUAAUGAAGCUAAGCUCGCUGGUGUUUAUGUUAUGUAGGAGGUUUGAGCAUAUAUGGUGCCCCCCCCCGCUGGAUCCAAAAUGAAAAGGAAGCACUUUUUGUUGUGCAGGCAGCUGGACCUCUGCACACACUCUGAAAACCGCAGGCCUGGGUGGAUGGAGACAGCCACUGCCAAAGCUGCCAUGGAGUCUUAUCUGGAGCAUUAGAGAGUCUCUGAUUGAGAACGACUGGGACCAUCUGCACGCUAUAAAGCUCAUUUGUGUCUGCGUAGGUUGAGAGGAUGACACGCGAUCGCCCUCUGAGAGGAGACGAGGAACUGAGGUGCAUCAGAGGGCAACAGCAGGGGGGGGGAACCGUGGGACCGUGGGAACCCCACUGAAAUGAGUGUCUUCAGCGUGUCAUGAGUGUCUUCAGCGUGUCAUGAGGUGUCGCAGCUCUCCGUGGUCUGGGCGUCAGGCAGUUUGACAGAGAGCUGCCACACACCAGCCAAGAGUGGGAGAGUAGGAGAGCAAUGAUCCAGAGGGCCGUGGCAACUCCGACGUUCUCAGUGGUGUUUCCGUGGUGACUCCAGUGACACACAACCUGUCCAGCAGCAUCCAUCCGUCCAUCCGUCCAUCCCGCCAUGAUCUGAGCAGCCCGCCGCUGAGUGCCCCGGACCACAACACAGAUAAUCCUAAAGAGAGACCAACAGCAGGCAAGCAUGUUCCUGUGAAAACGUUCGCCCUCAAAACUCCCUCAUGGACCGAGGAACGGGAACGAAGAAGGGCUCCUUCAAGCGUGGGGGCUCAAUGAAGCGCACCAUAUCCGGGUCGCAGAGGGCGCAAAGAGCAUGGAUUGAAAGAACUUUCUACAAGAGAGAGUGUACCCGUGUGUUCCCCACCAAAGACCCAACCAGGUGUGCCUGUGGUCAGCUGAUCACCGGGCAUGUGGCCAUCCCCCCAGCCGCCCCCCCCAAGCCCCAAGAGGAUGGAGCACCGCUGGUGCAGGUGGAGCUCCCCCAGGAGAAAUGGUCCAUGGUCAAGCACACGCACACCUUCCCCACAGACGCCUAUGGCACCAUCGAGUUUCAGGGCGGAGGCUUCAUUAACAAGGCCAUGUACAUGCGGGUCUCCCACGACACCAAGCCAGACAACCUGCUGCACCUGAUGGUGAGGGAGUGGCAGCUGGAGCUGCCCACGCUGCUCAUCUCCGUCCACGGCGGCCUGCAGAACUUCGACAUGCAGCCCAAACUCAAGCAGGUGUUCGGCAAGGGCCUCAUCAAGGCCGCCGUCACCACCGGUGCCUGGAUCUUCACCGGCGGCGUCAGCACAGGUGUGAUCCGACACGUGGGCGAUGCCUUGAAAGACCACUGCUCAAAGUCCCGAGGCAAAGUGUGUGCCAUCGGCAUUGCCCCCUGGGGAAUCCUGGAAAACAAAGAGGACCUGAUCGGCAAAGACGUGACCAAGCCGUACCAGGCCAUGUCCAACCCCCUCAACAAACUGGCCGUGCUCAACAACAGCCACUCUCACUUCAUCCUGGCCGACAACGGCACGUGUGGGAAGUACGGCGCCGAGGUGAAGCUGCGCCGACAGCUGGAGAAGCACAUCUCUCUGCAGAAGAUUAACACCCGUCUGGGCCAGGGUGUGCCUCUGGUGUGUCUGAUCAUGGAGGGUGGUCCGAACGUGAUCUCCAUCGUGCUGGAGAGCCUGAGGGAGGAUCCACCUGUGCCCGUGGUGGUGUGUGACGGCAGCGGGCGAGCCUCCGACAUCGUCUCCUUCGCCCACAAGUACACAGAGGACGGGGGGUUCAUCAGUGAAGAUGCCAGAGACCAGCUCCUGGUGACCAUUCAGAAGACCUUUAGCUACACUAAGAGCCAAUCACAGCAGAUCUUGCUGAUGGUCAUGGAGUGCAUGAAGAAGAGGGAGCUGAUCACAGUGUUUCGCUUGGGUGCGGAGGGACAGCAGGACAUUGAGAUGGCCAUUUUGACCGCUCUGCUCAAAGGCACCAACGCCUCUGCCCCAGACCAGUUGAGUCUGGCUCUCGCCUGGAACAGGGUGGAUAUCGCACGCAAUCAAGUCUUCGUCUACGGACACAACCUCCCACCUGCCAGUGCCAUAGCGUUUGUGAGCGCCGCCACACCCACCCAGGAUAAGCCAAAGAGCCCCAAGGUCAAGGUCAAAGGUCGGGGCAAGAGGGGCAAGGGGGGGAAGGCCAAAGUGGAGCCCCCAGUGGAGACUGACCCCAGGAAGCUGGAGCUGCUCAACUGGGUGAACUCACUGGAGCAGGCCAUGAUGGAUGCCCUGGUCCUGGACAGGGUGGACUUUGUGAAGCUCCUGAUCGAGAACGGAGUCAACAUCCACCACUUGCUCACCAUUCCCAGGCUGGAGGAGCUCUACAACACAAGACAGGGACCUGCGAACACUUUGCAUGUAAUUGUACGAGACGUGAAGAAGGGGAACCUCCCCCCAGAUUACCAAAUCACUUUGAUUGACAUCGGACUGGUGGUGGAAUACCUGAUGGGCGGGGCUUACCGGUGCAAAUAUACCCGGAAGGGCUUCCGUGCCCUCUACAACAACCUCUAUGGGCUGAAGAGGCCAAAGGCCCUCAAACUCUUGGGAAUGGAGGAUGACGAACCGAGGGGUAAAGGGAAGAAGAAGAAGAAGAAGAAGGAGGAGGAGGUGGACAUCGACGCGGACGACCCGGAGGUCAGCCGCUUCCCGUUCCCAUUCCAUGAGCUGAUGGUGUGGGCAGUACUGAUGAAGCGCCAGAAGAUGUCGCUGUUCCUGUGGCAGAGAGGGGAGGAAGCCAUGGCUAAGGCGCUGGUGGCCUGUAAGCUCUAUAAAGGCAUGGCCCACGAGUGCUCGGCUAGUGAACUGGUGGACGACAUCUCCCAGGACUUGGAGAACAACUCUAAGGAGUUUGGGGAGCUGGCGUACGAGCUGCUGGACCAGUCCUACAAGCAGGACGAGCAUGUGGCCAUGAAGCUGCUCACCUACGAGCUGAAGAACUGGAGCAACUCCACCUGCCUCAAACUGGCCGUGGCCGCCAAGCACCGCGACUUCAUCGCGCACACCUGUUGCCAGAUGCUCCUCACGGACAUGUGGAUGGGCACUCUCAGGAUGGGGAAGAACCCGGGCAUCAAGGUGAUUAUCGGAAUCAUCUUCCCGCCGUCCAUCCUGCUGCUGGACUUGCGAGACGACGUAGUUCAUCACACCUCUGAACCCGGCGGGGAUGAGAAGGACAAGGAUGACGACACCAAAUCCUGCAAGGAUGUUGACACAGAGUCCAAGAAGGACGAGGAAGAGGGCAGCAAACACGUGAGGAGGGUCCCCAUCGCCAAGAGGAUCUAUGAGUUCUACAACGCCCCUUUCACCAAGUUCUGGUUCAACACUAUAGCCUACCUUGUCUACCUGAUGCUGUAUAACUACAUCAUCCUGGUGAAGAUGGAGCGCGUGCCGUGCCUACAGGAGUGGAUUGUCAUCUCUUACAUCAUCACCCUGGGACUGGAGAAAGUCAGACAGAUUCUGAUGUCGGAGCCGGGGAAGCUGAAGCAGAAGAUCAACGUGUGGCUGGAGGACUACUGGAACAUCACAGACGUGUUUGCCAUCGGCACCUUCAUCCUGGGCCUGCUGAUGAGGGCGCAGGCCGAGCCCUACAUGGGCUACGGCCGAGUGGUCUACUGCGUGGACAUCAUCUUCUGGUACAUCAAGGUCCUGGACAUGUUCGGAGUCAACAAGUACCUGGGCCCGUACGUCAUGAUGAUUGGGAAAAUGAUGAUUGACAUGCUGUACUUCGUGGUGAUCAUGCUGGUGGUGCUGAUCAGUUUCGGGGUGGCACGCCAGGCCAUCCUGCACCCCGACGAGGAGCCCACCUGGCGGCUGGCCAGGAACAUCUUCUACAUGCCUUACUGGAUGAUCUAUGGGGAGGUGUUUGCGGACUCGAUUGACCGUAAGAGUAAAAUUGAUAUCUACGCAAUGGAAAUCAACCCCCCCUGUGGAGAUAACCUGUAUGAUGAGGACGGGAAGAGGCUUCCUCCUUGUAUCCCUGGAGCCUGGCUGACCCCGGCCAUCAUGGCCUGCUACCUGCUGGUGGCCAACAUCCUUCUCGUCAAUUUACUCAUCGCUGUGUUCAAUAACACCUUCUUCGAGGUGAAGUCCAUCUCCAACCAGGUGUGGAAGUUCCAGCGCUACCAGCUGAUCAUGACCUUCCACGACCGCCCAAUCAUGCCUCCGCCCCUCAUCGUCCUCAGCCACAUCUACAUCCUCUUCAGGCGGACCUGCUGCCGCUGCAACCAGAAGAAGGAGGGCGAGCUCGACGAGAAGGACAAGGGCCUCAAGCUGAUCCUGACUGGAGAGGAGCUGAAGACCCUGUAUGAGUUUGAGGAGCAGUGCGUGGAGGAAUACUUUCGGGAGAAGGACGACGAACAUCAGUCCUCAAACGACGAGAGAAUCAAGGUCACUCAUGAAAGGGUGGAGGACAUGUCCAUGCGACUGGAGGAAGUGAACGAGCGUGAGAACACCAUGAAGGCCACGCUGCAGACGGUGGACCUACGCCUGGCUCAGCUGGAGGACAUCCACGGCCGCAUGAUGAACGCGCUGGAGAAGCUGGCCGGCAUCGACCACUCGGAGCUGAAGCGUUCGCGCUCCAAUGCCUCGUCCAUCCACGCCGAGUCCAACCUGCUCCGCCACGGCAGCGUCAACAGCAGCGACGGCUACAGCCUCUACCGCUACAGCCUGGAGUUCGAGGGCCGCACGCUGGACGGGGAGAAGGACCCCGGCAAGAUGGGCCAGCUCGGCGGCACCGAGAGGCAGGGCAGCCUGGGAAGGGCGCCGAGCUACCGGUCCGGCGCCCCUAAAGAGUACGGGCUCACGCUGGACGUGAAGAAGCCGGGACUCAGCAGGAAGCCAAGCUCCUGUGUGGACAUCCUCAUCUCCCCCUGUGAACAGAGCACGGACGAUGUAAGUAAGACGGUGGCAGUUCCCACAGACGCGACCGGCUCAGCCCAAACGGGGACGGCAGGGACAGGAGCAGAGGCGGGGUCGGCAACCCCGGAGAAAGCCACCUACUCCUCGUUGGAGAAAUCCAAAUCCUUAAGGUUAGGCUCACAGGAGUCUCCGAGAGAAUCGCACCCCGCCGCAAGGAGGGUGAAGAGUUGCAUCAUCUACCAGCCAGAUGACAGGGAGGAGGAGACAGCAGGAGGAGUGGUGGCAGAGACGGAGAGGCCUAGAGACGAGUUUCCUCGCUCAAACCCGCGGGAGAAGUCAAGCUCUUUCAGAAUGUUCCCUCCUGACCCACAGAGACUCUCCCCGAACAGCGCCAGGAAAGCCGUGAGCUGCAUCAUCUUCAACCCCAACGAGGUGGAGCACAAGCCAGCGAGAGAAGAGGUGGUGGUGCCGGUGCCGGUGGAGGGAACCAAACCGGAGCCUGGAGUGGCGUACCCGCUGGGAAAGUCCAAAUCUUUCAAAUACCCCCCGGAGCCGAUGUCCCCCGCCACAGCCAGUAGGGCUAUGAGCUGCAUCAUCUUCAACCCUAACGAGGUGGAGCACAAGCCAGCGAGAGAAGAGGUGGUGGUGUCGGUGGCGGUGCCGGUGGAGGGAACCAAACCGGAGCCUGGAGUGGCGUACCCGCUGGGAAAGUCCAAAUCUUUCAAAUACCCCCCGGAGCCGAUGUCCCCCGUCACCGCCAGUAGGGCUAUGAGCUGCAUCAUCUUCAACCCUAACGAGGUGGAGCACAAGCCAGCGAGAGAAGAGGUGGUGGUGCCGGUGGUGCCGGUGGCGGUGGAGAGAACCAAACCGGAGCCUGGUGUGGCGUACCCGCUGGGAAAGUCCAAAUCUUUCAAAUACCCCCCGGAGCCGAUGUCCCCUGCCACAGCCAGCAGGGCCAAGAGCUGCAUCAUCUUCAACCCUGCCGAGAGAGGAGGGGACGAUGGCCACUGGGCGAAGGAUUAUGGCCCCCUCGUGGAGCUGGCAGCCAACAGCUCCCCCACCAGGGUGAGUCGUCUGACAGCACGCCUAGAGUCCAAGGUGCACCCGGUGGCCCAGGUUCCGCAGAUGCCUAUGGUGAGUGUGUUUGACAGCCAUGCUGGGUGUGUAGGGCUCGAGCAGGAAGCGCAGGAGAACGGGGGGCUGCAGCCGCUGGCCUUCCUCAGCAUCCCUCACAGAGGAGGACACAUGGACGGGUCGUCACGGUUACAUGCGGAGAACCAGGCGACUGAGAUGCUAGCGCCCCCUGGAGGGCAGGCAGAUGAACAGCCACGGCAGAGGAGGAGCGAAGGCGGAGCGGAGACGGACAGGGACCUCCUGCACGCGGACGAAGGCUGGAUGCCCCAACACCUGAGGUCGAAGAGCUGGAGCUCACAGCCUAAGAAGUCGCUGGAGGUCGACGCAGACAAGCCCCGGAGCUCGACCAGCGAGGUCAACAUCCUAAAAGCAUGUGAGGGCGCCACUGGAGAGCAGGAGAAAUCAGAAGAGUAGUCACAUAGUUGGAGCCAUCAGACGCACAUCCCACACGCACCGCCGUCAUAGCAACCCCAGCUAGAUCAUCGGGGGACCAACGCAGAUUCUGUUGGAUGCUGUAAAUCUGACUGCCCACAAGGGAGAAAUAUUGGACAAGGUUGGAGCCAGGUGCAAAAGACAACGGUAAAGUGGAAAAAAAAAGUAUUGAUGUCGACACACAGGGUUCAUCAAGUAAUACUGUUUUCUGGCCACAAGGUGGAGCCAUCACACAAAGCAAAGUCUUCUUGUCCAAACUGAGGAAGACAUCAGAGGACCAGAGGAACUCUUGCUGUUUCCAGAGCUCUGGUGGCUGGAAAGGUGUACACUCACACCUGGACUACUGAGGUCCAGGUGGAAUAAAGAAAAUUGAUCAUGUAGCAGAAAACAUGACACCGCACACUUCAGCUUUGAUGGAGUAUACUUUGAGACAUUUAGUUUGAUGAUGGUGAAUUUUCAUUAGAGGAUAUUCUUUAAACUCUUUUAAAUAAUUGAUUUAUGAAAUACUUUGCUUUUAGCUACCUAAUUUGCAUAUGUUGUGAACUGGAUUGUAUUAAACCUAAGCUAUAAUAGAACACUACCCAAUGUAACUACACACUUUCAAUGGAAUGUCACUACUUCUUUGUCAAGGAAUGCUGGUAGUCAAGACACCAAAAUACUUCAAAAAACCUCUUUGCACUGUUGUACUGAAGUCUCGUAACAAGAACAACAAUGAACCAAAAUAUUCUUCAAUGACA
Molecule: messenger RNA, 7288 nt
Organism: Clupea harengus (Atlantic herring)
Lineage: Eukaryota; Metazoa; Chordata; Actinopteri; Clupeiformes; Clupeidae
Product: transient receptor potential cation channel subfamily M member 1
Biological process (GO): protein tetramerization; monoatomic cation transmembrane transport; metal ion transport
Cellular component (GO): plasma membrane
Molecular function (GO): calcium channel activity
Source: RefSeq, a predicted model, not a curated record